CAUAAAAAAAUAAAAUAAAGUAAACAAAAAAUGAAAACGAAUUAAAUAGGAGGAGACAAAUCUAAGUGCCUCAGCUGCUGGUUCAGAGUUGGAAUUUCUCAUUUAAUAUACAGCGCCUCUUUUAUCUUAACUAGAAAACUCGAGGCGGCGGAAUCUAGAAUCAUGCUCAUUCUCGCCUGGUUGUGCCAGCUGUGGCCUCGAACAUAUGUCUGAUUCAACUACUGUUGGCGCGCGCGGGGGUCUUUUGUGUGUUCCAAUAUUCGAAUUGUUGACGUAAAUCUCAUGGCGUAAUUCUUUAACGUAAUCAUUUAUACAGUGAAAAUUCAAAUGUACAACCGUCGAAUAUUUGCCACUGAAGAUGAUAUAGGAAUGUCAAAACGUGUUUUGUAAAAAGAAAAAUGUUGUUUCCUUUUUGAAAACACGCAAAGCAUUUUUUUCGGUGAUCAACACGCUGCCGCUUAUGUGUGCUUCAAAAUGAUGGCAAAAACAACUGCAAUCAUCGAAGCCUUCAUUCUCGUUAUCAUCUGUGCAGCUUCUAUUUUUGGAAAUAUCACAUUGUUUGUGAUUCUCACAAGGAGAAAGACCCUUCGCACCAUCGCUAAUGGCUUUCUUCUCAACCUUGCCUUCGCUGAUUUGCUCGUGUCCGUGUUAAACAUGCCAGUAACUGUGGUCACCAUUGUCGAGCAGCGCUGGAUAUUUGGAGACAGAGCCUGUAAGCUCUUGGGAUUCACUACAAUGCUGUCGUUUGUUUCAUCCGUAAUGUCACUUGCUAUGAUAGCAAUCAACAGAUAUUUUUACGUGGUGCGGUGGAAAUCGUACCACUCCAUCUUUACACCUAGAAGAUCGGUGCUGUUUGUGGGAAUUGUAUGGUUAAUGUGUGUGUUGUUAUCCAUCCCUCCGCUGUUUGGCUGGGCUGAAUAUCGUUAUAUUCCUGGCAAAUCGUACUGUUUUGUAUCCUGGUCUUCUGACGUGUAUUACAUGUAUUUUAUGUUAACGAUAUGUUUUUUCGGACCUCUAUCUGUAGUAGCUGGCUGUGGUUCCAAGUGUCUAAGAUCUCGUAGAGUAUCUGCUGAAGUACGAUCUUCAGUUCACAGGAGUACCACGCGUACGCAAGAUCCAGAAGUGGUGGAAGUGUCAGGAGAUUUAGUAAAAACAUCUCUUAAGAAAGCUGAUACCUCCAAAUCAAAGUCUGAUUUUCAGGAUUCGGAAAGCACUCGAAUAGCUUAG
This is a messenger RNA of Orbicella faveolata, 1227 nucleotides long. RefSeq names its product G protein-coupled receptor 161B-like. Gene Ontology annotation, biological process: G protein-coupled receptor signaling pathway. NCBI's taxonomy places the organism in Eukaryota, Metazoa, Cnidaria, Anthozoa, Scleractinia, Merulinidae. Gene Ontology annotation, cellular component: membrane. Gene Ontology annotation, molecular function: neuropeptide Y receptor activity. The record is from RefSeq and is a predicted model, not a curated record.